AUGAAGAUCAAGUCCCUGGAGGAGAUCUGUCUGUUCUCCCUGCCCAUUAAGGAAUCAGAGAUUAUUGACAUUUUCCUGAGUGCAUUUACAAAUGAUGAGGCUCUAAAGAUCAUGCCAGUGCAGAAGCAGAUUGAGGCUAGCCAGCAGACAAGGUUCAAGAUUUUUGCCACUACUGGCACUACAAUGGUCAUAGGUUGCUGGGGUAACAAAAUAGGCAAGCCUCACCUUGUUCCAUACAAGGUAACAGGCUACUAUGGCUCUGUGUUGGUGCAUCUCAUCCCUGCCCCCAGAAGUACUGACACUGUUUCUGCUUCUGUGUCCAAGAAGAUACUGAUAAUGGCUGGUAUGGGUGACUGCUACACAUUAGCCAAGGACUGCACUGCCAGCUUGGGCAACUUUGCUAAGGCCACCUUUAAUGCCUUCUCCAAGACCUACAGCUACCUUACCCCCAACCUUUGGAAAGAUACUACAUUCCCCAAGUCUCCUUAA
Messenger RNA from Arvicola amphibius (Eurasian water vole), 489 nucleotides. RefSeq names its product 40S ribosomal protein S2-like. Gene Ontology annotation, biological process: translation. NCBI's taxonomy places the organism in Eukaryota, Metazoa, Chordata, Mammalia, Rodentia, Cricetidae. Gene Ontology annotation, cellular component: ribosome. The transcript has 2 exons. Gene Ontology annotation, molecular function: structural constituent of ribosome. The record is from RefSeq and is a predicted model, not a curated record. The coding region runs from base 1 to 489 and encodes 162 amino acids.